AAAUAUAUGUUCAAAUAAUGCUGUGCGGUUAAAAUUAAAAAGUGAAACUUGAGACGUUAAAAUCUUGAUCAGUUUAAAACGGUUCAGUGAUAAUCAUACUUUCUUUCAGAGGUUGAUUCAAAAGCAAUUGGAAUCCGCGUAAACGCGUAAACGAUAGUGUACACCUGUACUUUGUGAUAUAGAAGAUGAGAGGAUAACAAAGUUAAUUACAUUUAAGUGCAAGAAUAAAAUAUGGAAAAGGCAAGAGAAGCAAUGUUGCAAAGACGAGAGGUUGACAGCGAAAGACCAAAAGUUCUUAAAUCUGCAAUUGAGGCGGACUGGAGUGAAGGCGGCGGAGGAGAGGAUUGGUUAAGGCGGAGGACAGGUCGAAGCGACUACUGGGAGGAGGAGACAAGGCGGAGUUGCAGAGAAUGGGUUCCUGCCUUGGGACAUAUCAUCAGCUGUAUCAUUCUCGUAGCUGAACUAGUGCUCUGGAUACAGGUUAUGCAAUUAUGGCGCUCAGCACCUACUCCAUAUAACUUUCUAUCAGGAAUAAUUCCAUGUUUACUUCCUCUCAUUGUACUUCCAGGCCUGGCUGUACUGCAUUCACUCACAAGGGGUCAGCUGUCUUUCAAGGAGGGAUUGUUGAUGCUAGUUCCUCCUUCUCCUAUUCUCCUUCAUGCUAUCCUCGUUUGUAUCUGUAUAGGAGGAGGAGAUAGGUCCAGGUAUAGUCGUGCUGCCCGUGUUGCAAGCUUUGUUCAAUCCUGCCUGAUGUCCUUCCCUCUUCUUAUUCUAAGUGUGACAACAGUUAUCCAUGCAGUUUUAGAGGAGGAUUCUGUUAAUACUGCACUUUUACAUAGAUACAUGUACGACAACAAGUUUAUGUUUUUUGCUGCGACUAUCAGUUUCCUGAAUCUGCUAAUUUCUUCCUUCAGAUUCAACGAAAGACUAACAGGUCGCCCUGUUGCCAUUCUGGUUGGUCUGCCAUUUCUCUUCUCAACUAUUCUCUUUAGAUUGCUUGGAUUCGGUAUACUAUUCAGUUUAUUUGAUAAUGCCUGGAUAAUCUUGAGCCUAGGAAUCAUGUUCACAAUGUCAGCCUUGUCUGUACAACUCUCUAGUAGUAUGACAAUUUGCAGCAAAAUAUUCAGGCGAAUGUGUGGAGAUGACACAGUGAGUAUGGAUGAGAAGAAAUCUUCUAUUGCUUCUUCUCUUCUCCUAAGUAUUGGAGGGGUUCUUCUUCCUACAGGAUAUUCUAGGGAUAUAAAGUUGGGUCAUGUGUCUGGCAGAAGCUGGAGGCUGAUUCUAAUCAACGCAAUUGGAUCCCUGGCUAUACUCAGUGUUGUUAUCAGUACUGCAAUAUUACAGCAUAUUCCAAAUACAUUUUCAGGACAAUCCCUGAUCAGUAUGAUCAUGAACAUGGGGGAGAUGGAGAUCACGAUCAAGACAGGGGGCAAGGAGUUCACUAUGGACAUGCCUAAGACUCAGAUCAAUGUCAUCGGAGAACGACAUGCUAAGGCCACAAUGACCUUGAACAGUCAUGAUGAUAUGUAUAUAUCCUACAUAGUUCCCAGCUUACUUUGUGCUUUAGUUCUACCGUUUACUGUACUCAGAAUACUCUUACUAGGAUGGGACUGCACACUGGAGAGAAGGUCCGAAGAAGAUGAUCUAUAUAAUGAAAGAAGGAAAGUAAGUUCUGGUCGAAGCUGUUGUGCUGUGAUGUGGAGUAUAGCAUCUCUGAUGUCCUUCACCUCCCUGUUCUCCAUGUGCCUGGGUACACUUGUACUCUGCCUUGUACUAAUGCACGUACAUCCUGGACACACAGGGGACCAGUAAACUAGUUUGUCUCCGCAGUCCUCAUCUCAAUCAAAAUAAGAAGAAUAAGAAUCUACAGAAACUCCUCUCUUUAGAUAAUAGACAUAGAGCGAUUCCAUUUCAUAUUUGAAAUAUUCACGAGCCGUCCAUAUUUGAAAUAUUCAUGAGCCGUCCAUAUUUGAAAUAUUCAUGAGCCGUCCAUAUUUAAUUUUUUGUUAUUUCAUAUUUUACGUUAAGACGUUACCUACCUGUACUACCUACCUAGUUUCCAGUCGAGACUAGGACAUAGUACAGUUUUAAUACAGUAAUGGCAGCUUUGAAAAAUGUUGAUUAUAAGAUCAAAAUUAGUGGAAUUAUGAGCAUUUCUUCCCUUAUUACUGACGUAUUAUUUUAA
This is a messenger RNA of Eurytemora carolleeae, 2185 nucleotides long. RefSeq lists its product as uncharacterized. The transcript has 18 exons. The coding region runs from base 232 to 1812 and encodes 526 amino acids. NCBI's taxonomy places the organism in Eukaryota, Metazoa, Arthropoda, Copepoda, Calanoida, Temoridae. The record is from RefSeq and is a predicted model, not a curated record.